AUGAAGGAAUCUGGCUACUAUGUGAUCAGAAAAGCUAAUCUAGAACAAACAUGCCCAAUAGAGACGAGGAACAAGUACCUAAAGAAAGCGACCUCGAGGGUGAUUGCAGCCGUGUACAAAGUGAAGUACAAUGAUCCUACUAAAGGACCGACUCCUUUGGAUCUCCAGCAGAUGGUAUUAGAAGAAUUGAGGGUGGAUGCGUCGUACAGCAAAUGUUGGAGGGCGAAGGGGAAGGCUCUGGAGGGAAUAUUUGGUUCUGAUGAUGAAUCUUACGAGGAUCUUCCUUGUUUUCUCCAUGUUCUAAAAGAAGCAAAUCCUGGUACUGUAACCGAUAUUAAAACUGAAGUGGUUGAAGAUGGCAGAGAAAGGUUUCUGUAUAUGUUUUUGGCUUUUGGGGCUUCCAUAGAAGGUUUUAAGAAGCUUAGCCGUGUGAUUGUUGUGGAUGGGACUCAUCUCAAUGAGAAGUAUAGUGGAGUUCUUUUGACAGCAAGUGGCCAAGAUGCUAAUUUCCAGGUUUUUCCGCUUGCUUUUGCUGUUGUGGACAGUGAGAACGACGACGCUUGGACGUGGUUUGUUGAGAAAUUAGAACGAAUCAUUGCGGAUAGUAAGAGCUUGACCAUAAUUUCAGAUAGGUGCAGCUCAAUAUAUGUAGCCAAGAAGAGGGUGUUCCCUUUGUCACAUCAUGAAUCUUGCAUAGUACAUCUAGCCAGGAAUGUUAAUGCGAAGUUUCAUAGUAAAGGACUUGUAAAACUUGUGACGAAUGCAGCGUUUGCCUAUAAGGUAACUGGUUACCAAGAAAUUUAUAGACAAAUCAAAGCCAAAAACGCCAACUGUGCCGCUUAUCUGGAUAAAAUUGGAGCAGCUCAUUGGAGUAGGGCUUAUUUCCAAGGGAACCGUUACAAUUUUGAUGACCUCCAACAUUGCAGAGUCUCUGAACAAUGUGUUAGGAAAGGGGUGAGGCUGUCAUAUUGUUGA
Molecule: messenger RNA, 975 nt
Organism: Camelina sativa (false flax)
Lineage: Eukaryota; Viridiplantae; Streptophyta; Magnoliopsida; Brassicales; Brassicaceae
Source: RefSeq, a predicted model, not a curated record